Acanthosepion pharaonis is the source of this 2022-nucleotide messenger RNA. The record is from the annotation of a GenBank genome assembly. NCBI's taxonomy places the organism in Eukaryota, Metazoa, Mollusca, Cephalopoda, Sepiida, Sepiidae.
AUGCACCCCUUUCAAACCACCAACCUCACCCCUUUCAAAACCGGUUCUUGCACUUUUUUUCAAACCACCAACCGGUUGUCGCACGCCUUUCAAACCAUCAACCGGUUUCUUCGCACCCCUUUCAAAUCACUAACCGGUUCUUGCACCCCUUUCAAACCACCAACCGGUUGUCGCACCCCUUUCAAACCACCAACCGGUUCUCGCACCCCUUUCAAACCUCCAACCGGUUCUUGCACCCCUUUCAAACCACCAACCGGUUCUCGCACCCCUUUCAAAUCACUAACCGGUUCUUGCACCCCUUUCAAACCACCAACCGGUUGUCGCACGCCUUUCAAACCAUCAACCGGUUCUCGCACCCCUUUCAAAUCACUAACCGGUUCUUGCACCCCUUUCAAACCACCAACCGGUUCGCACCCCUUUCAAACCACCAACCGGUUGUCGCACCCCUUUCAAACCACCAACCGGUUGUCGCACCCCUUUCAAACCUCCAACCGGUUCUUGCACCCCUUUCAAACCACCAACCGGUUCUUGCACCCCUUUCAACUUUCAGAAUUGGUCUCAUCUAUUCGGUUAUCUAUCUAUCUAUCUAUCUAUCUAUCUAUCUAUCUAUCUAAAAGUGAACAUUUCAAAUCAGAGGCCACUGAAGCUAUCUAUCUAUCUAUCUAUCUAUCAAGGAUCUCGCUUCCAGUUGCCUCCCGUUGCUUCUUGUUGGUUCCUGAUUUUCCCAUUGCUUCAUGUUGUUUCUCAUUGAUUCCUACUACUUCCCGUCGCUUUUUAUUGCUUCCCAUUGCAUUUUAUUGCUUCAUACUACUUCUUAUUGCUUUAUGCUGCUUUCUGUUGCAUUCCGUGGCUUCUUGCUGCUUUCUGUCGUUACUUCUUUCCAUUUGUCGUUGCUUUUUGCUGUCUCUUGUUGUUUCCCGUUGUUUCUUGCUGUCUCUUGGUGUUUCCCGUUGCUUCUUUCUGUCUCUUGUUGUUUCCCGUUGCUUCUUUCUGUCGCUUGUUGUUUCCCGUUGCUUCUCGCUGUCUCUUGUUGUUUCCCGUUGCGUUAUGUUUCUUGUUCUCUAUUUGUUUUUUGUUGCUUCUUGUUGUCUCCUAUUGUUUCCCGUGCCCCUUGUUGUCUCUUGUUGCUUCUCGUUGCUUCUUGUUGAUUCCCGUUAUCUUGUCAUGUUUAAUGCUUCCCGUUGCUUACUGUUUCUUAUCAUUACGUUUUGUUGCUUCCUGUUGCUUCUUAUUGUUUCCCGUUGCAUUUUGUCGCUUCUUGAUGCUUUCUAUUGCAUCCAUGUUACUUACCGCUUUUUAACGUUACUUCUCAUUACUUUUUAUUUCUUGUUGCUUCUUGGUUACCCGUAUUUUUUUCCUUUUUGCAUCUUCCCAUUGUUUACUGUUAUUUACCAUUACAUCAUAACGCUUUCUGUUGUUUCUUUUUGCUUUUUAUUGUUUCUUAUUGUUUCUCGCUGCAUCGUGUUGCUUCUUAUUGUCUCCUGUUGCGUCUUGUCGUUUCUUGUUGCUUCCCAUUUUGCAUCCUUUUGUUUCUUCUCCCUUUUUAAUGCUUCCUGUUGCGUACUGUUUCUUUGUUACAUCUUAUUUUGUUGUUCUUCCUUAUUUUUGUUGCAUUUUGUUAUUAUCGUGUUACUUCUUGUUCUUGUUACAUCUGUUUGUUACUUUUUCUUGUUUCUUCCCGUUACGUUUUCUUCCUUUUUAAUGCUUCCUGUUGCGUACUGUUUCUUACUGUUACAUCUUAUUGCUUUCUGUUGCUUCUUGUUUCUUAUUGCUUCUUGUUGCAUUUUGUUGCUUUUUACUGUCUCCUGCUGCGUCUUGUUGCUUUUUAAUGUUCCCCAUUUCAUCUUGUCGCUUCUUCUUGUUCUUGUUGCUUUCCAUUCUAUUUUGUUGUUUCCUGCUUUUUAUCGUUACAUCUUCUGUUUGCUUUUACCUCGCUGCGUCUUGUUGCUUUUUUGCAUGUUUUGCCGGGACACUUUUUUUUCUAUGUGUAUGAUAUUUUUUUUAUCAAGUUCUCUAAAUUAA